Benincasa hispida (wax gourd) is the source of this 656-nucleotide messenger RNA. RefSeq names its product large ribosomal subunit protein P1-like. Gene Ontology annotation, biological process: cytoplasmic translation; translational elongation. Gene Ontology annotation, molecular function: ribonucleoprotein complex binding; protein kinase activator activity; structural constituent of ribosome. The record is from RefSeq and is a predicted model, not a curated record. Gene Ontology annotation, cellular component: cytosolic large ribosomal subunit; ribosome. Lineage: Eukaryota; Viridiplantae; Streptophyta; Magnoliopsida; Cucurbitales; Cucurbitaceae.
UUGGGCCUGUCGAAGCAGGGCUCCACAAAUAAUACAAGCCCACUUUGAAGCAUCAAUAAAAACCCAAGUUUCAGUGAUUUCUCAAACCCUAGAACGCUUUCCCUCUUAGCGCAGCGAACAACAGCCAUUCAUCUGCUUGCAAACGUGCGGUGAAAGAUGUCGACCGGAGAAAUUGCUUGCUCCUACGCUGCCCUCAUCCUCUACGAUGAUAAUAUCCCCAUUACCGCAGAAAAGAUUGCCACGAUUGUAAAGGCAGCUAAUGUGCCAGAUGUGGAAUCUUACUGGUUCGGUCUUUUUGCUAAGCUGGCUGAGAAGCGUAACAUUGGAGAUUUGAUCCUCAAUGUUGGGGCUGGUGGUGGUGCCGCAGUGGCUGCUGCUGUCCCUGCUAGUGGAGUUGCUGGUGGCGCUGCUGCUGCAGCUGCUCCUCCACCGGAAGAGAAAAAGGAAGAACCUAAGGAAGAGAGUGACGACGAUAUGGGAUUCAGUUUGUUUGAUUAGGUCGGUUUAUGGCUUCGCUUAUUUUGUUUGAGGUUGAUUAUCUUUUAGAUGCCCGAGGGGGGCUCCUGUUAUUUUACAGAUAUGUAAUUUUGGACAUCCGUAACAAAUUUGCCAGAAGUUUUGAUUUGAAUAUGAUUUGAUUUCAUCUUUGCGGUUGA